Molecule: messenger RNA, 5890 nt
Organism: Monodelphis domestica (gray short-tailed opossum)
Lineage: Eukaryota; Metazoa; Chordata; Mammalia; Didelphimorphia; Didelphidae
Gene: LHFPL4
Product: LHFPL tetraspan subfamily member 4
Biological process (GO): sensory perception of sound; gamma-aminobutyric acid receptor clustering
Cellular component (GO): inhibitory synapse; plasma membrane; postsynaptic membrane
Molecular function (GO): GABA receptor binding
Source: RefSeq, a predicted model, not a curated record
AUGCUGCCCUCCCAGGAGGCCUCGAAGCUGUACCAUGAGCAUUAUAUGCGGAACUCGCGGGCCAUUGGGGUGCUGUGGGCUAUCUUCACCAUCUGCUUCGCCAUCAUCAACGUGGUGGUCUUCAUCCAGCCCUACUGGGUGGGCGACAGCGUGAGCACCCCUAAACCCGGCUACUUCGGCCUCUUCCACUACUGCGUGGGGAGCGGGCUGGCCGGCCGGGAGCUCACCUGCCGGGGCUCCUUCACCGACUUCAGCACCAUCCCGUCUGGGGCCUUCAAGGCGGCUGCCUUCUUCGUAUUGCUGUCCAUGGUGCUGAUCCUGGGCUGCAUCACCUGUUUCGCCCUAUUCUUCUUCUGCAACACAGCCACAGUCUACAAGAUCUGUGCCUGGAUGCAACUGCUUGCAGCUCUCUGCCUGGUCCUGGGCUGCAUGAUCUUCCCUGAUGGCUGGGAUGCCGAGACCAUCCGAGAUAUGUGUGGGCAGAAGACGGGGAAGUAUUCUCUGGGGGACUGCUCUGUGCGCUGGGCAUACAUCCUGGCCAUCAUUGGUAUCCUCAAUGCCCUCAUCCUCUCCUUCCUCGCCUUUGUGCUGGGUAACCGGCAAAACGACCUCCUGCAGGACGAGCUCAAGACAGAGAGCAAAGAUUUUGUUGGCUCUGCGAACAUAACAGAGAUGCUGCCACUGGGCCUCGCCCUCUCUGGAGGCCCCGGACUGGACUCUUUCCCGCCUUUUUCUGCCAACGACGGUUCAGUGACCUGCACCUCGAAGCCUCAGAUGCUGCCAACCUCCCUUGGGCGGCCUCCCCGAGACCCCGCUCUCCCCAGCCAGCUCACCUAAGAUGAAGAUGACCUGCCUGGAGGGAGGGAGCACGGAGUCCUGGGGUCCUUCACCCCUUCCUCUCUUCACCCGACACCCCACUGGCCACUGACCCCACCGCUUUCCCCAGGGUCCAGCCAGCUGCAGCUUGGGGUCAAGACAAAAAGAUCGACUGAAUUAACUGCCACCAUGCAGAGACGCUGGGGAGAGAGGCUGGACAGCUUCUCCUUCAUCCCCCCGGGGCCAGGACCCUCCUCCCCUUUCUCGUCCUUUCAGGCUGAACCGGAGCUGCUCCCGGACCCGGGCAGGGGGCGGGGGUUGCUUUCUUUCUGGAUCGGGCUCCCUCUCCUCCUGGCCCCCUCUCGGGAGGACUCCUCCACAGACUGGGCCCAGCCUCGACGCCCCUCAUCUGCCGCCCCCCCCCUUGGCCUGGGCCUGUUUUGUACAGCACAGAAUUCUCAGUUCUUUUGUUGGUGGGGAUGGGGGAGGGAGAGUGGAAGAGGGGCCCAGAGACAUUCCUCUCCUCCAUCUGCCAGUGGCAGAAACUGGCCUGUUUCUUUGAUACUUUUAUGUGCAAUUUGAACUUGCAGCUCACCUCCAAACAGGGUACUCCCCGUCCCCCCCCACCCCGUGCCCCAUCUUCUCUCUGCACCCCUACCCCCAAUGGGGGGCCUCCACUUCUACCACUUCAUGCUUUAAGUCCAUUGUUUUGGAGACUUGAUGGGGCUGUAAUUGGGGCCAAGGGAGCAGGUGAACGUGUGUGAACAUGUGUGUUUGUGUGUGUGUAUGUGUGUAUGUGUGUGUGUGUGUGUGUAUGUACUACAGGUAGUCAGAGAGGGAAUGGGCUUCUUGCCUUAUCUCCUUCCCCCAUCCACCCACCCUCUGCCUUUCUUUCCAGAGUGGAGAGAUGGAAUCAGGGGCACCAGGGGAAGUUCACGGGGUCCUCUGGAUCGUAGGAACAGAGCCACUAGCCUUGGGGACCUCAAUGGGGUUUGAACCCCUUCUUUCAACUCCUUCCCCAUCCCUCUCCAAAAGAGUGGGUGUCCCCAUUCACUCUCACGUCCAUGGGAUUUAGAUUGGAUUAUGAAGAUGUCCCAACAUAAUUCCUCUCCCCCCUCCCUCUCCCCAGUGGAUCAGAAUCUUUGCUUAUCCCCUCCCCUCCCAGGAAAAGACAGAGCUUCUGCUUCCAUUCCUUUCCUGCCUCCCAUCCCGGUCUCAUCCCCUUUGUGGAGUCAGGAGACCAGGUCCCUGGAUGGUUUGGGAUAAGGGUGGAUUCCCAGAGGUCCUGGACUUUCUCAGACCCUUUUCCUUCCUUCCCCACCCAGGGGAAUCAUCCCACUCAUGCACCUCCACUCUGGCUCCAGCACUGUGCUCCCCUCUGACUCCUUCCCCUUCCUCUUCCCACAGGAAAAAAAAAAGAACUUCAUAAAAAAAAAAACCCAACCCAAACCACACAGCAAUGCUACAAUACAGUUAGGGUGAGAGUGGGCAUGCGGGAUCCAAUGACGCUCCCAAAGAUGAGGACAGACUCAUCAGGGGGUGGCAAUGUAUGCAAUGAGCUCUUUGAACAUACACACCAAAGUUCAUAUGAGAAGGCUCCAGGCUGAGGGAAAGGCAGGUAACAGUCAUAAAACAGACAGACAGACGGAAACAGAGAUAGAGACAGAGACAGAGAGAAAUGAUGAAGGGAAGAGACCCAGGAAGUACAAGCAAAAAGGGCUACAAGGAGGGAAAGGGGGGUAAGGGAGAGAGGGAGCCAGAUGGCAGAAAGGAAUAAGGAGAUAAGGGUGGGGAGGGAGGGAAGGAAAGGAAGAUAGACUUCGAGAAAGAGAAAAGGAGGCACAGGGGAGACAGGCUAAGAGUUGGGGAGAUAGGGAGAAGAAACCAGGUGGAAAGAGACUUGGAGAGAGGCUGGUGGGUUAGAGGGAAGGAGAAGCAAAGCUGAACAGACACAGAGGGAAAGAAAAAAAGGAUUACAGAAAUUUGAAGAGGAAGAGGAAGACAAAGACUUAAGAAAGGGCAUAGGAAGGUAGAUCUGGAGAGCUAAAGAUAGGAAGGGAAAAGGGUUGCAGAUUAGGGAGUGACAUUUGGAGAGGGGAGUGGGAAAGGGGAACAGCUGGGGAGGAAGAAGGGAGACAAGGAUAGAGAAAUAAGACUUGGGGGAAAAGGGAGAGGGAAAUGGCCAGACAAGGAGAGAGAGGAAAAGAUUUUGAGAGGUGAGAAAAAUGAGGAGGGAAGUAGAGAUGGAAAGAGACAAAGGGAAACAAGUGAAGAGAGAGGCGAGGCAUUUGGAGAGUAAUGAGGAGAGGGGGAGACAGUUGGGAAGAGUUGGAAGAGGGAAGCAGAUGGAGAGGAGAAGGAGGCAAAGGGAAAUGGAGAGGAAGGGAAAGGGACACAGAUUUGAAGAGAGGAAUAGAGAAAGAAAGAUGGGGGAAAUGGAGAGGGAGACAUCUGGAGAGCAAGAAGGAAAGGGAAGAGGGAGACAGAUGGGGAGAAGAGAGGAAGACAGGCAGGGAGAAAGAAAGGAAGACAGAUGGGGGAAAGAGGGAAGCAUUAAAAAAAGAAAAUAAAAAUGGGGAGUGAGGAAAACUAACUAAUUGGGAAGGAGCCAAAUAGAAAUAGGGAAAGACAGAGAGGAAGACAUUGGGAAAGGGAGUAAUGGGAGGGAGAGGGACAAUAGGGAAGGGAUACAGUUGGGAACAGGGAGGCUUAUGUAGGGAGGGAGAGGGAAACAGGCAGGAGAGAAAAUGAAAGAAGAGGGUAAAAGGGAACUGGAUGAGAAGGGAGAAUUUAUUUGGAAGAGGGAGACAAAGAUGGGGAGAACUACAUGGAGGAAGACUGAAAUGUGGAUGGAGAGAGGAGGAAAGAGAGACCAGUAUGGAUAGGAGAGAGGAACAGGGAGUUAGAUGGGGAGAGAGGCAGGGAUCGUCAUAUAGGGAAAGAGACUGUCAGGAAGUAGAGAUGAGGAAAGCUUACCCUUAAAUAGUUGAAAAAAGACAGUGUUGCAACUGAAGAAUAAGGAUGUAAGGCCCCCUGAUCACCCCUCCUGAGAUGCGUAGAAUCAAUCCUCUGAGCCUGGGCUAAGGUAGCAUACAGAAUAUCCACAGUUCCCAGAAAUCAAAGUCCCGCUUCCCUGGGCCUUAGUUUCCUUUCCAAAUACUCUGGGAUAUGAUUCUGCUGGAAACUCAGCAUUACCAGGCUGGAGUAUGGAGCAGGGAACUGAAUUGGGGACAGAGCUCCUAUUCAGACAAAGCUGAUCCCUGUGGAGAAGAGAAAGGGAGCUUGGCUCUACAGGAGCAACCCUCACUGACAUCACUGUCCAGGGCUGUUUCCCAGGGAGACCUAAGCAGAAUGAGAGGUUUUGGAAAUGGGUUUAAAGACAGAGGAGCCUGAAGGAAUGUGGGCUCCAGUGGACAUAUAGCUCAGGGGACUGGCCCAGGAGAAGUUUCUCUUAGAUAUACUGUCAGGAACACCAGGUUGGCUCAGACACUUGGUGUUUUGGCCAGCAUUCAUUACCUAGAGUGGGGCUGAAGCCCACCUGGCUACCUCUUGCUUGGAUGCUCUUUAGCAGGAAAGUAUGGCUUGGUUGGGCUGAUUCAUUCAUAGGGAAACAGAGGGGAUGGGAGCAGAAGGGAGCUCCUUGCAGGGUCUAGUCUUAGGAAGGCAAAAGGGGCGCAGCUGGAUUUUGUGCUCCAAAGAAUGAAAAAAAAAACUUAUUGUGUGCAAGGUGUUGUGAUAGGUGCUGGGGAUACAAAGAAAAGACAGCCCAUGCUCAAAAGAAGCCCACAUUCUAACAGAGGGAGACCACCCAUAGAAGAAACUUCAGCUGUAAGUCAGAUAGAUGCAAGGGCUCCCUGCCCAGAGGGUGCAUCAAUACAGAUAAUAAUGAUCUUGUUCAAUAGAGCCUUCUAGACACCCAAGUGAUACAGGGUGGCAGCCAUAUCUGAAUGACUGUUAGGGUUUGUCUCCUAAGACAACCCUGAAAGCUUCUUAGGACAGAUCUAUCUAGGCCAUCCUAUGUCAGGGGUUCUUAAAGUGGAGUCCUUGGAUUCAUGGAUAAAUUUCAGGGGGGGGGGGUUGUCCAAUUAACCCAUUGGAUAGGAAGAAAAUCAUAUCUUUAUUUUCAAUAAUGUCUAAAAUUUAGUAUUUCCUUCAGUUAUUUGAAAACCUGAUUCUGAGAAAGAUUCCACAGGCUUCGACAAACCGGCAAAGGAGUCCCUGACACAAUAAAGAUUAAGAACCCCUGGCCUGAUCAGAGGCACCCAAAUGUUUCCUCCAUUCCUCUACCCUAGCCCAGAAAGAUCUGGGAAUAAGUAAUGGCAACAACAUUCCUAGCCCAAGAAGCUGCCUGGCCUCUUGGACAUGCCUAGACAAGGGGAUACCUAUUUACCCUGAGUUGGGAACUCUCAGGGGGAAUGACUUUAGAGCAGGAAAAUUCCAUCUUUUGGAGACAGUGGAAAAGGCUGCUCUGACAGAGGGGAUGAUAGAGUAUAGGUUUUGGUCAGGACCUUGAAAACUCCUCACAGGCUCUAUUGGGAUAAAUGGCCCAGUGACAGUGGGAAACCAGAGUCGGGGUUGGGGGGAAGGUCCAGGCUUUCAAUUUAAGAGAAGGAGGGAUGGUGUUGGUGUCAUAGCAGAGCUCAACAACCCUCUCAACAACAUGCCCUCCUUCAGAUGAGACUGUAGUGAGACUUGGGGAAGUGAAGACAGGAAUAUCCUUUCUACAAAAGCCAUGUUCAGUCAAUAUCUCAACCAAAUUGUCCCUGCCUUGGUUGCCAUCUUCUUUCCUGGCUUGCUGUUCCUGCCAGAUGGAAUGGGGGUGAAAGGGGGAGUGCCAGUCUCCAAAGAGCUGGAUGCUUUGUCCCCAGGGGUGGUGAUGGUGAGGGUCCUAUGCCAUCUGUUGUUAGGCUAGCUUGGUCUUGUGAAUACUUCAUCAGUCAAUACAGUUUGAGUGUAUCUUCACUCUUCAUUGUUAGACACGGCAAUCUCAGUUUUGGUCCUGGAGCCCCUUCGAUGCUGGAUUUUAGCUUCAGUGCAGGUGGAAUGGUGUUCAAUAAAGGAAUUUAUAUCACCA